Messenger RNA from Didymodactylos carnosus, 441 nucleotides. The record is from the annotation of a GenBank genome assembly. NCBI's taxonomy places the organism in Eukaryota, Metazoa, Rotifera, Eurotatoria, Philodinida, Philodinidae.
AUGUAUGUAAAAGCAGUUGAAAUUAGUCGGAAAUUUGUUGAAAGUUUUAAGCCAAAAUAUAAAAACUGUCAGUUAUCAUCAUUAACACAUGUUGCUAUAGUUGCACAUUUAUGUGGUUCGAACUCCGGGUCCAAGAAGUUAUUUUUUCGUUUGAAACGGGGUCCAAAUGCGUGUAAACGACAAAAUAAUGCAAAGUCGUUUUUUAGCCGUUCAAACGAUAUACGAACACGUUCCAAGCAUCGAUUAAACGCGUUUCCAUUAUUUUGUCGUUUACAAGCGUUUGAACAGUGUUUCAAACGAGGGAAAAAAAAUCUCAUGGGGAGGGGUGCGAUAUUGUAUUGUAUUGUAUUUGUUGAAGGUGACGACGAUGAUAUAAAUAUUGAUAACACAUUUAUUGAAAAUGCACGUUCAAAAGUUGAUAAAUUAUUCUUUUUACCAUAG